AGUGAUUGUGAUUUCUCUUAACCGUCUCCUUGCAGGUUGUUGAUCAUUAUGAAAAUCCUCGAAAUGUGGGGUCCCUUGACAAGACAUCUAAAAAUGUUGGAACCGGACUGGUGGGGGCUCCAGCAUGUGGCGAUGUGAUGAAAUUACAGAUUCAAGUGGACGAAAAGGGCAAGAUCGUGGACGCCAGGUUUAAAACGUUUGGCUGUGGUUCUGCGAUUGCCUCCAGCUCGUUGGCCACAGAAUGGGUAAAAGGGAAGACGGUGGAGGAAGCCUUGACCAUCAAAAACACAGACAUCGCCAAGGAGCUCUGCCUGCCGCCUGUGAAACUGCACUGCUCCAUGCUGGCCGAGGAUGCCAUCAAGGCUGCCCUGGCUGAUUACAAACUGAAACAAGAACCCAAGAAAGAAGAGGCCGAGAAGAAAUGAGCCGUCGGCGAAGCCGCGCACAGGUCACACCUGCUUCUUGCCCACCCGCUGUGCAGUCACGCAGAAGCCCUCGCACUACAAAAAAAGAGCUAUGAGAUCUGCACAUUUGCUCUUCACGUUGUGACUCCAAUGCAAGCAAAAUACAGUCGAAUUGUUCUGAAUCCUGUGGUUUCUUUCAGUUCACUUUUAUCACCUUAACCCAGGUCAUGUCUGUUUGAAUUGUGUAUAUGGCCUCCAAACUGAAAUCGAUGGUGAAGUCUCGCAUUCGGGGAGGCAUGAAGUGCACAAAUAUCUGAUUUUACCUGAAUCUAUUUUGGGGAAGAUUACCGAUAGAAUGCCUUGGUAAGAUUAUUUGCUAGAACCGAGUAUUGUACAUAAAACAGAUUUGCAUAUAUAAUAAAUAAAAGAAUGGAAGACGA
Messenger RNA from Vicugna pacos (alpaca), 844 nucleotides. The record is from RefSeq and is a predicted model, not a curated record. Lineage: Eukaryota; Metazoa; Chordata; Mammalia; Artiodactyla; Camelidae.